AUGACAGAAGAACUCAAGUCAGANGAGCAUUUACAUGCCAUGGCAGAAGAACUCAAGUCAGGGAAAAAAACCAGCGCGGUUUUAAACAACAGACCCGAGAUAAGAUCUCUUCUUCGGACGAUGCAGGCAGUAUCGGGAGACGCGACGUGGACAGACCACGGAAAGCACAGGGCGCGUACUACAGCACACUCCAUGUUUAUACUGUUCGGACAGCCUUUCUUCUGGAUGACGGUGAAUCCUUCAGACCUGAACAGUCCCUUCGUCAUGCAUUACGGAGGUCACAACAUCGACCUAUCGUCGACAUGCCAUGAACAGAUGCCAGACUUCAGAAAACGACUUGAUAUAAUCGUGAACGAUCCCGUGGCUUCAGCCAUUUUUUUUCACGAAACUAUCGAGGCGGUGCUGAAAUAUAUUCUGAGGUUUCAGGCUAACGAUGGCGAUGGUGGGGCGCUAGGCAACAUCAAAGCUUAUAUCGGCAUGACCGAAGAGCAGCAUCGUCUAAUGCUUCACGGUCAUCUCAUGGUAUGGGUGCAUGGGUUCACGAGCCGGGAACAGUUGCGACAAGACGUUGGGUACAGCCUGAAGAAGCACGCCGAACUAGCCAAGUGA
Molecule: messenger RNA, 609 nt
Organism: Ectocarpus sp. CCAP 1310/34
Lineage: Eukaryota; Phaeophyceae; Ectocarpales; Ectocarpaceae
Source: the annotation of a GenBank genome assembly